Messenger RNA from Pteronotus mesoamericanus, 1148 nucleotides. It is a transcript of the gene MAD2L2, whose product is annotated as mitotic arrest deficient 2 like 2. Bases 227 to 862 code for a protein of 211 amino acids. Gene Ontology annotation, cellular component: zeta DNA polymerase complex. The transcript has 10 exons. Lineage: Eukaryota; Metazoa; Chordata; Mammalia; Chiroptera; Mormoopidae. The record is from RefSeq and is a predicted model, not a curated record.
GACGUCACGAAGCGGCGCCAGGGCCGCGCGGAUUGAGCUGGAGGCGCAAGUGCCUAGGUCCGUGGUUCCCCGCGCGGGGGGCCGGGCCUCGAGCCGGGAACCAAGGCCAGAGCCGCUCUGGCCUUUCCUAUCACCCACCACGAGACAUCGAGUGAAGUGCCAGUGAAAGGAAGCUGUUCGAGGCGCGGUUGAUGCUCCGAGCUGUGACGCCAGUGUGGCGGGAAGGAUGACUACGCUUACGCGACAGGACCUCAACUUUGGCCAAGUGGUGGCCGACGUGCUCUGCGAGUUCCUGGAGGUGGCCGUGCACCUAAUCCUCUACGUGCGCGAGGUCUACCCGGUGGGCAUUUUCCAGAAGCGUAAGAAAUACAACGUGCCUGUCCAGAUGUCCUGCCACCCGGAGCUGAACCAGUAUAUCCAGGACACACUGCACUGUGUCAAGCCACUCCUGGAGAAGAAUGAUGUAGAGAAAGUGGUGGUGGUCAUUUUGGACAAAGAGCACCGCCCAGUGGAGAAGUUCGUCUUUGAAAUCACCCAGCCUCCGCUGCUGUCUAUCAGCUCAGACUCCCUGCUCUCUCAUGUGGAGCAGCUUCUCCGAGCCUUCAUCCUGAAGAUCAGCGUGUGUGAUGCUGUCCUGGACCACAACCCCCCAGGCUGUACUUUCACAGUCUUGGUGCACACGAGGGAAGCUGCCACACGCAACAUGGAGAAGAUCCAGGUCAUCAAGGACUUCCCCUGGAUCCUGGCAGAUGAGCAGGAUGUCCACAUGCAUGACCCCCGGCUGAUACCCCUAAAAACCAUGACAUCAGACAUUUUAAAGAUGCAGCUCUACGUGGAAGAACGAGCUCAUAAAAGCAGCUGAGGGUGUGUCUGCCCCCCACCCCCCACAGAUGCCACAACUGUCGGACUUUGGGGGCCCUCAGUCUAGGGCAGCGCUGUGGGGCCCUCCUGAUUCCAAGUGCUCUUAUUGCCUCUGUAUGGACUGCCCGCCCUCCAGCCUGGGGCUGCUCAGGUCUGGUGGUCUUCAUGGAGGAACCCCUCCCCCUGCAGAAGGGCAGGAAGGGUGCUGGGACCCGGAUUCCUCAGCUUCCUGGGGUCUGGCCGGCCAACACUGUCUCAAAUACUGUGCUGUGAGUUGUUUCAAUAAA